Messenger RNA from Corythoichthys intestinalis (scribbled pipefish), 4994 nucleotides. It is a transcript of the gene sec23a, whose product is annotated as Sec23 homolog A, coat complex II component. Gene Ontology annotation, biological process: endoplasmic reticulum to Golgi vesicle-mediated transport; intracellular protein transport; COPII-coated vesicle cargo loading. Gene Ontology annotation, molecular function: zinc ion binding; GTPase activator activity. The transcript is spliced from 20 exons. The record is from RefSeq and is a predicted model, not a curated record. Lineage: Eukaryota; Metazoa; Chordata; Actinopteri; Syngnathiformes; Syngnathidae. Gene Ontology annotation, cellular component: COPII vesicle coat; endoplasmic reticulum exit site. The coding region runs from base 738 to 3035 and encodes 765 amino acids.
CAUAUCGUCAAUGACUUGAAAAUAUAUUUGAGAACACUUAUGCUCUUUGGUUGAUAUUUUCAGAUUUUUCUCGAUGGGAUUCAAUUAUUUAGCGGUAUAUUUUGGCCUAAUAUGUUCAUGUAAUAGGUUAUAGUGCAGUGACAUAAUAGCACUUCAUAUAGCUAACGUGCUGAGAAAAAAAUCAGUAAGGAGUUACUCACUGAGGAUUGUUUUCACAGAUUCCCUUUUUACCUGUACUUUAGUAAUUUUUUUAUGACUACAUUUACUUGAGUAAAAUUAUUUUUGAAGUAACGCUACUCUUCCUUGAGUAACAUUUUUGACAACCCCACCUCUGCUCGCGACUUUCAAUAAUACUUAGAUUUUUGACAACUGCAAUAUAUUCACUCGUGGUAUUUGAACAGAACAGUCUGAUAUGCAAUAAUAUGGAAUAUAAUUAUGUAUUAUAAGAGCACCUGCGCGGUAUUGCGUUUAUACACUGUUUUUCACAAAAGCGUUUUGCCGAAAAAUCGGAAAUGCGAUCCUGAAUAAUGUUCGAAGUGAGCCCUCUUGUUCUAUAAAUCUUCAUGCAUUCUUUGUCUUGACGUGGCGCUUCCGCCAUGUUGUUUUGCUUCGUUGUCAAGCUCUGCAACAUUCACGCCCACUGGAGUGAACGCCGCACAAUUCACGCGUUCUAAGUGAGAACGUGAAGUGUGAACACGUGAACCUAACAAAGCGUGUGACAGUGCGGCGGCAUUGCCAUGGCGACCUUCCCCGAGUACAUCGCCCAGAAUGAGGAACGGGACGGCGUGCGCUUCAGCUGGAACGUGUGGCCGUCCAGCCGUUUAGAGGCUACCCGCAUGGUGGUGCCCGUGGCCGCGCUCUUCACGCCGCUCAAAGAGCGACCCGACCUGCCGCCCAUCCAGUACGAACCGGUGCUGUGCAGCCGUGCCACCUGCCGCGCCGUACUCAACCCGCUCUGCCAAGUGGACUACCGGGCCAAGCUGUGGGCGUGUAACUUUUGCUACCAGAGGAAUCAGUUUCCGCCGUCCUACUCGGGCAUCACGGAGGUCAACCAGCCGGCUGAGCUGCUGCCUCAGUUCUCCACUAUUGAGUACGUGGUUCAGCGCGGCCCCCAGAUGCCACUGGUGUUCCUGUAUGUGGUGGACACGUGCAUGGAGGACGAGGACCUGCAGGCCCUGAAGGAGUCCUUGCAGAUGUCCUUGUCCUUGCUCCCGCCCACGGCGCUGGUGGGGCUCAUAACCUUUGGUCGCAUCGUCCACGUUCAUGAGCUGGGCUGCGAGGGAAUCUCCAAGAGUUACGUCUUCAAGGGGACCAAAGACCUCAGCGCCAAGCAGCUGCAGGAGAUGCUGGGUCUGUCCAAACCGGUGGCCUCUUCCCAGGGACGAGGACCACAAACUCCCCAACAGCCGCAGUGCAACAGGUUCCUGCAGUCUGUCCAGAAGGUGGACAUGAACCUAACUGAUCUGCUGGGGGAACUGCAGCGCGACUCCUGGCCCGUGGUCCAGGGUAAGAGGCCUCUGCGCUCCCUGGGCGUGGCAAUGUCCAUAGCCGUCGGCCUGCUGGAGUGCACUUUCCCCAACACGGGCGCACGCAUUAUGACCUUCAUCGGAGGUCCGGCCACACAGGGUCCUGGCAUGGUGGUGGGGGACGAGCUGAAGACACCCAUCCGGUCUUGGCACGAUAUUGAAAAAGACAACGCCAAGUUCAUGAAGAAAGCUGCCAAGCAUUACGAGUCGCUGGCUAGUCGGGCGUCGGCCAGCGGUCACGUGAUGGACAUCUACGCUUGUUCGCUGGAUCAGACCGGACUUCUGGAGAUGAAAUGCUGCGCCAACAAUACUGGGGGUUACAUGGUGAUGGCCGACUCUUUCAACACGUCGUUGUUCAAGCAAACCUUCCAGAGAGUCUUCUCCAAGGACGUUCAAGGCUCCUUCAAGAUGGCCUUCGCCGCCACACUGGAAGUCAAGACAUCUAGAGAGGUGAAAGUGUCUGGUGCCAUAGGACCCUGUGUGUCGCUCAAUGCCAAAGGACCCUGCGUCUCCGAAAAUGAGAUAGGCAGCGGUGGAACGUGUCAGUGGAAAAUGUGCGGUCUGGACCCAAGCACCACCCUGGCGCUAUACUUUGAGGUGGUCAAUCAGCACAACGCUCCCAUCCCUCAAGGCGGCCGUGGAGCGCUGCAGUUCGUCACGCAGUACCAGCACGCGUCAGGACAGCGACGCAUACGAGUCACCACCAUCGCCAGGAACUGGGCGGAUGCGCAGACUCAAAUCCAAAGCAUCGCCGCGUCCUUCGAUCAAGAAGCGGCAGCCAUUCUAAUGGCACGUCUGGCGGUGUACCGCGCCGACACGGAGGAGGGGCCCGACGUCCUCCGCUGGUUGGACCGGCAGCUUAUCAGACUGUGUCAAAAGUUUGGCGAUUACCACAAAGACGAUCCCAACUCCUUCAGGUUUUCCGAGACCUUCUCGUUGUACCCUCAGUUCAUGUUCCACCUGAGACGCUCACCCUUCCUGCAAGUGUUCAACAACAGUCCGGACGAGAGCUCGUACUACCGUCAUCAAUUCAACCGCCACGAACUCACACAGGCGCUCAUCAUGAUCCAGCCUGUCCUCUACGCGUACUCCUUCCAGGGACCGCCCGAGCCGGUGUUGUUGGACAGCAGCAGCAUUCUUCCGGAUCGCAUCCUGCUCAUGGACACCUUCUUCCAGAUCCUCAUCUACCACGGAGAGACGGUGUCUCAAUGGAGGAAAGCAGGCUACCAAGAGAUGCCCGAGUACGAGAACUUCAGGCACCUUCUUCAAGCGCCGGUUGACGACGCCCAGGAGCUGCUGCACACGCGCUUCCCCAUGCCCAGAUACAUUGACACCGAGCACAACGGCAGCCAGGCUCGCUUCCUGCUCUCGAAAGUCAACCCCUCGCAGACACACAACAACAUGUACACUUGGGGACAGGAGUCAGGGGCACCCAUCCUGACGGAUGAUGUCAGCCUGCAGGUCUUCAUGGACCACCUGAAGAAGCUGGCCGUGUCCAGCGCGGCCUAAUACACAAACACUCUUGCUUUCUUCUUCUGCAUUUGCUGCCUGAAGCCACCGUCAGUCACGUAUUGUGUGACAUCUUCUUGUUUGCUCGAUGGAUCACGUGUCGGUAACGUGCCGUCUCAUGUCCGUUCUCUUUUGUUCUAAUAAAUCUUUUGGAAUUUACAACUUUCUCGGGUCUUGGACCUUUUGUAAAGAUUUAUGGAACAUUCCUGGAUUCGGAAUAUAUCUGCGUGGAUCUUUUUCAUGGAAUUCUUUUUGCAUCUUUUUAACCUUGUGGACUAUUUAUGGACUUGUAUUGACCGCUGUCCAGCGCUUUAAAGAAGCUGUAAGAUUGGUGGUUAAAAAUGGUGCUGCAACCAGGAUCAAAUAUUGAAGAGCACAACAUUUAGACUGUCAGAUAACGACACACGAAGCUAUGAUCAUGUGAACACAAAGUAUGUGUAGUCUACAACCUAUGUCUUUUACAUACCGACAAUUAAAUGAGUACAUGUUACAGUCUUCAAACAUAAUGCGUUCAAAUACCACAAUAUACAUAUAGCGGAAAACACUCAGGUGACUUGAAGUUUCGCUCUGAGACCCCCAAUUUGGCCAAAUUUAAAAUUGUCCUAUAUGCAUGUGUGAUACAUCAUUGGAAAGCUUAAAAUAUCCAUUUUCUGGGGGAAGAAAUUUUUGAACAGGAGGGCAUUUUUUUUUUUUUUUUUUUAAAUGUUUUUUAAACGGCAAAACCCUAUCUGGAGGCGAGAGCACGCGCGAGCAGAAUUACAGAUGCCAUGACUUUAACGAGAUAUUAUCGCGUACUUACCUUGUUUUGAUCCAUGUAGCAUGUAUCGCUGAGUGUCAAGACACAGUUGUGAAUGCCCACAGCUGGAUUUUUUGGGGAUUUUAUGGGUGAAACAUGGCAAUAUAACAAGGGUCGCGAUGCAGAAAUCGCAGACAUCAAGGAGUGGUCGAGAUUUUCUUUUUCUUAUAUUUACUAGGGUUGUUCCGAUCAUGUUUUUUUGCUCCCGAUCCGAUCCCGAUUGUUUUAGUUUGAGUAUCUGCCGAUCCCGAUAGUUCCCGAUCCGAUUGCUUUUGUUUGCUCCUGAUUCAAUUGCAAUCAUUCCCGAUAAUUUUUCCUGAUCAUAUACAUUUUGGCAAUGCAUUAAGAAAAAAAUGAAUAAAACUCAGACGAAUAUAUACAUUCAACAUACAGUACAUAAGUACCGUAUUUGUUUAUUAUGACAGUAAAUCCUCAAGAUGGCAUUUACAUUAUUAACAUUCUUUCGGUGAGAGGGAUCCACGGCUAGAAAGACUUGUAAUUCUUAAAAGAUAAAUGUGACUUUGUAUAUUGUGACUAAAUAUUGCCAUCUAGUGUAUUUGUUGAGCUUUCAGUAAAUGAUACUGUAGCCAUUUAACUUCUGCCCAAAUGCAUGAUGGGAAGUGCAACCAUGACUGUGCGUCGUGGUACCAAUUGAUAUAUCUUCUCUGCGUUGGGAAAUACCAUAGGGUGUUAAGAAAAAGAUCAACUACUACCUUUCUUCCCCACAUUGCUUCCCACAAUUAUUGUAAUCGUUGGGAGAGGGAUUGUAAGGUUUUAGCCAUUUAAAAAAAGGCUCCAAAGGCUGCCAAAAUUCUCUCUACUCAUUUUACGCUGCCUUUUAGCUCUAUAUACUGAAUGGGUAAAAUGGCGCCAUUAUAGAUUGAACGCAACAAUGCGUGAGUGGGUCGUGCAGCGCAUGCGUUAAUUGCGUUAAAUAUUGUAACGUGAUAAAUGUAAAAAACAUUAAUUCUCGCCGUUAACGCGAUAAAUUUGAUAACCCUACCUUGAGCUUAAACUAAAGCCUCUGGAAGAGUGUAACACAUUAUGUCUGUAACGUUAAAUACAAUUAGAAAACGAUUUAAUUAAAAAAUAAAUAUAUAUUCAAAAAAGGCAUGUCCGAUAUUUUUUUGCCGAUUCCGAUACUUUGAAUUGAUUGACGUGAU